Molecule: messenger RNA, 1085 nt
Organism: Punctularia strigosozonata HHB-11173 SS5
Lineage: Eukaryota; Fungi; Basidiomycota; Agaricomycetes; Corticiales; Punctulariaceae
Product: DUF1715-domain-containing protein
Exons: 5
Coding region: 32-538 (168 amino acids)
Source: RefSeq, a predicted model, not a curated record
AAAUUCUCUGUUCUCAUUCCAUUAGGCCGUUAUGGACGUCGACCUUAACUUUGACAUCGAAUCCCUUGUUCAUCUUGAGCAAACCUUCUACGAUGCCGGCUACAAGGACGGCUAUGAUCACGGAAGAAUCCAUGGGCUUAUAGAGGGUCGUGCUCUCGGUCGCGAGAAAGGUUAUGAGAUGUGGGAAGAGCUUGCCUUCUACGAGGGCUUCGCCGUCACAUGGAGAGCCAUCGUUGGCAAACAAGACCACGCCGACGAACGAACAUUGAGUCAUAUAUCGCAUCUGCUCAACCUCAUCUCUCAAUUCCCCCGCGUCAACCCGUCCACAUCCGCGGAGGAUGAGUCGAAUGCAGUAGACAUCCCGAAGCUAUUCCGCCAGAUUCAUUCUCGAUACCGCCUUCUGUGCGCGAGUCUCGGGGUGAAGCCCAGCCUUCGAUCAGUCGACGGAGCGGAUGGUGCAGAUCCCCAAGCAAACUCGACUGAGCCUCAGAAGAAGUCGGUUUGGCCUACAACCGGAAAUGUUGGACUCAGCUUUUGAGGGCCAGGUGGCCAGGUAUUUGUCACUGCGACCAUUUUCGAUGCGUACCCUCGAUGCAAUACGAAGUCAUCCACACUGUUCAUGCCAUCGGGUCCUGGGCAAAUACGACACCGGAGUCGACUUUGGUGCUCUUGUGGAACGAAACGAAACUCCUUUUGAGCGCCCACGCUAGUAUUGUCAUCCGACUACGCGCAUGAAACAUAUCUGGCUUUCAAUUUGAGCCUGGACGCCAAGUCCACAUUGCUCGCAGGCUAGCAUAGCCAAGGUCGUACUACAUUGCUGCAAAGAAUAUCUACCAGUCUUGGUGCGCAGGACGAACUGUGUCCAUUGAGCCUCAGUCGUCGCAGCGAGUUCACACUAAGCAGUCGACGUACGAUCGAGUUCCCAGGUCAUCACAGAACGGUCCUGCUCCACCGAUGCCAAAUACGUCUGUGCCCAUGUUGUCAGCAUCCAGCUCCUUCGUCCGCUGAUUGAUGACGAAUCCACUUACCAUAUACUAAGGCAAUGGAUAUCAGGAUGGAGAGAUCAUCGCCCACGGGAAAGCAGG